AUGGCAGAAUCUGAGAAGAAGAGCGGAUCUGACACUGUCUCUGAAGUUGCAGACACUCAAGAGGACCGUAGACUUGUGCGAAAAGUCGAUUUACGCCUAAUUCCCAUUCUUUCGCUGUUGUAUCUCUUGAGUUUCCUCGAUAGGUCCAAUAUUGGCAAUGCACGCAUCAUUGGCUUAGCAGCUGAUAUUCAUCUUUCUCCGUCGGCGUACAACACAGCUCUCGCCCUGUACUUUAUUGCAUACGUUUUAUUUGAGGUGCCUUCUAAUGUAGGUCAAACACAUAUCGGUCGAAACCAGGCUCACAUUGCUUUAGAUCAUAUAUGGCUACCCACUCUAACGCUUGCCUGGGGACUUGUCAGCAUUGGCCAGGGCCUUAUCACAAAUCAAGCAGGCCUGCUAGGAAUACGGUUCUUAUUAGGCAUUACGGAAGCAGGUCUAUUUCCAGGCUCCAUUUUUCUGUUCUCCGUGUAUUACCAGAGGCAAGCCCCGAAUCAGACUGCUCAGAAUUUUUUGACUGAGAUUUUGACCAGACGCGAGCGUGGCUACCGGGUUGCCAUAUUUUUCGGCGGAGCUGCACUUGCUGGAGCUUUUGGAGGUAUCCUCGCCUACGCCAUUGACAAAAUGGAGGGAGUAGGCGGACGACGCGGCUGGCAAUGGCAGAUUUUCAUUGUCGAAGGGAUUUUGACCGUUGCAGUUUCGUUGGUCGCCUACUUCAUUGUUCCGACUUGGUCGCACACAGCGAAAUUCCUCACUGAUGAUGAACGAAGCAGACUACUGACAAGACUGAAAGCGGAUUCAGAUGCGGGGCAUAACGAACGUUUCCGGUGGUUUUAUGUUCGACAGGCCAUCAGUGAUCAUCUCGUUUGGGGCUAUGCAUUCUUGUUCCAUGGUUUCUCAUUCGUCCUAUACACUCUCAGCCUCUUCAUGCCAACCAUCAUCGUUGGACUCGAUUUUGAGAGCUGGCAAGCACAACUCAUGACAGUACCACCGAACGUCCUCGCGAGUAUAUCCAUUUGGAUGACAGUAUGGUUGUCCUCGAAAUACAAUCUCCGAGCACCAUUCAUCAUCUCAUCAGCAAUGGUGGCCAUCAUCGGGUACAUCAUUCUGCUAACCGCAAAAACUCCUGUUGGCCAGUAUACCGGUGUACAUUUUGCAGCCGCGGGGGUGUACACCGGCAAUGCACUGUUGUUGAGCUGGCCUGGUGAGAACGUUUCAGGGCAAACAAAACGUGCCAUAGCAGUCGCCAUGCAAAUAACGAUCGGUGAUCUUGGUGCCGUUGCAGGUGUGCUUAUUUAUCGACCGGAAUUCGCGUCACAUAACUACCGCAAACCCCAUAUCAUCUCCAUUGGUUACCUCCUUUUCGCCAUUGCAGUGACAGCGUACCUGUGGCUGUGGAUGUCCAAGGAAAAUAGAGAUAGAGCACUAAGCCUCAAAAACAAGGAUGCGCAUAAAGAGAUUGAUCUCAGCGAGGAGGACAGACUAAAACUAGGAGACCGUGAUGUCAAUUACCGAUAUGUCUUAUGA
Messenger RNA from Desarmillaria tabescens, 1524 nucleotides. Its product is annotated as major facilitator superfamily domain-containing protein. Gene Ontology annotation, cellular component: membrane. Gene Ontology annotation, molecular function: transmembrane transporter activity. The coding region runs from base 1 to 1524 and encodes 507 amino acids. Gene Ontology annotation, biological process: transmembrane transport. NCBI's taxonomy places the organism in Eukaryota, Fungi, Basidiomycota, Agaricomycetes, Agaricales, Physalacriaceae. The record is from RefSeq and is a predicted model, not a curated record. The transcript is spliced from 16 exons.